CAUCACUAGUCGUAGAAGCCACCGCCAUUUUGAUCCAAUGUUGUUUCCGCCAUUGCAAAUGCAAAAGUGCGGUUUAUUAUUUAAUAACGCGUAAUUCGUGUAAUAUGCUGUGUAGUUUAGUUUAGCAUCAAUAAUUUUUAAAGAUGGAAGAGGAGUAUAAUAUGGACACACAGGACUCGGGCGCGAGUGACACUAAUAGAAACGAUGGAAAUGAUAGUGAUACUGUGAAAAGUGAUUAUGAGUUUGGUUAUGAUGAAUCUUACGAAGAUGAAGAUGGGGGUUUUCGUGGAGGCCCUCGUGGCCGCGGCAAUUUCAGAGGCCGCGGUGGUCGCGGCAUGCCCCCACCAGGCUGGAUGAAUGGACCACCUCCCAUGCGCUUUAGAGGUAGGGGUUAUGGUCCUGGUGGACCUCCAAUGAGAGGCCGUGGAUUUUUCCGGGGUCGUGGUGGUCCCAGAUUUGGUCCUAAUGGGGGGCCUAAUUUUGACAAUAAUUGGGGGCCUAUGGGACCUCCACCACCUGGUAUGAUGGGACCACCUCCGUUUGGUCCACCCCCACCUGGAAUGAUGCCACCAGGUGGGCCAAUGGGACCUCCACCUAAUAUGAUGGGACAGCCACCACCUUUUGGACCUCCAGGAAUGCCACCACCAAAUAUGCCUCCACCUGAAAUAUGGGUAGAAACAAAGUCUGAUGAGGGCAAAUCAUAUUACUAUCACCAACGCACUAGAGAAACAACUUGGACAAGGCCACAAGAGAGUCCGACUUGCAAGGUCAUAACACAGGCUGAAAUGGAAGCUAUGGUGUCAGCAGGCCAAAUGCCAGGCAUGAACCCACAAACUAUGGGCAUGAAUAACCCAAUGGGAGGACCAAUGGGUGGACCACCUAUGGGAAUGAUGCCCAAUGGCAUGAUGGGAGGCAUGAUGCCCCCUGGAAUGGGGCCCCAAGGAGGUGCAUCCACACCCAAUUCUGCCCCACCCUAUAUGUCACAUCCACCACCAUGGUCAAAAGAUGGUAACAACCAAAUGAAGAUGGAUCAAGCUGAUCAGGCGACAAUGGAUAUGGAUGAACUACCACCCGGUGAAUCCCUUCAAAAUAACCAGAUGCCCAAUGCCAUAGCUCCAGUGACCACAUCUUCCAGUGGGCCUCCAAUGGGAACGAAUAUGGGCUCCGGACCUCCGAUGGGAUCAGGCCCGCCCAUGGGUGGACCCAAUAUGGGUCCUCCACCUAAUAUGGGAGGGCCUGGUGGUGGGACAUGGAAUCCUUGGGGAUGGGGUCCACCACCAAUGGUUGCACAACCAGGCUUCUCUGGUCCCGAUAAUAAUGGGGCAAUGGGAGCUAACCAAAUGGGUAAUUCCAUGUCUGGUGAUAAUGAAUCACCAAUAAUGCUGGAUGGAUCCACUCCACCUCCCAAGAAAGAUCCUACUAUUAUACCUCCGGAAUUGGAAGCAGCGGCCGCGGAAUGGACGUCCCACGUGGCUCCAGAUGGCAGAAUGUAUUACCACCACGCCGGCAGAGCACAUAGUGUUUGGAUCAAGCCGGAGCCCUUGCAGAGGCUAGACGAAUUAAAGGCGAAAAUUGCAAUCGAAAAAGGGGAAAGAAUGGAUAACAAAAAUGAACCAAUAAUUUUGGAUGGUGUUAUAGAUGUCGACGAACACGCGGAUGCGGUGGCAGCGGCUGAAGCGACCGCCGUAGAGGAGAAGGAGAGAACAGAACGCGAGCGGAUAGACCGCGAAAAGGCGGAGAGGGAGAGGGAAGAGAAGGAGAAGGCGGAAAAGGAGAAGGCGGAGAAGGAAAAGGCGAAACCGGAUAAGACUAGGCCGGUUACGAGCACGCCCAUCACGGGUACGCCGUGGUGUGUUGUAUGGACUGGCGAUGGUCGCGUUUUCUUCUACAAUCCAACGGCCCGUCUCUCUGUAUGGGAACGGCCAGCUCAACUGCUCGGGAGGAAGGAUGUUGAUGCUGCAGUAGCCCAACCUCCGCACCUUGUACAACAGCAACAGCAACAGCAACAACAGAAGAAGGAAACGACUCCAUCGAAAGGUUCCAACGGCGAUCUCAAACGUGGAAUCGAAUCGGACAGCGACUCUGAGAGUGACGGCGCGAAACGGGCCAAGCAAGUCGAGGUGGUGGGUGUGACGACGAAAAAAGCCAUCGACGCAAACGCGGACGCAGCGGUCGAGGCGGAGAUGAUUGCGGCCAGGAAGCGGGUGGUGGUGCCGUUCGAGCAGCGAGUGACCGCCUUCCUGCAGCUGCUGCGGGAGUCGGACGUGUCCGCCUUCAGCCCCUGGGAGAAGGAACUGCACAAGAUCGUCUUCGACGACCGAUACCUGCUACUCGAGUCCAAGGAGAGGCGACAGGUGUUCAACAAGUACGUCCGCGAUAGAGCUGAAGAAGAAAGAAAAGAGAAACGCAACAAGCUACUGCUGAAGAAGCAGUCGUUCAAGCUACUCAUGGAAGAGGCCAAAUUACACUCCAAGUCAUCAUUCACCGAGUUCUCGACGAAGUACUGUCGGGACGAAAGAUUCCGCGGUAUCGAGAAACUGCGCGAGCGUGAGACAUACUUCAACGAGCACAUUGCCGAACUGCGCAAGAAAGAGAAGGAAGAGAAAGAGAAACGCAGGGAACAGGCCAAACAAGAUUUCAUACAGCUCCUAAAAGACAAAAAUGUGGACCGACACGCCCGUUGGGUCGAAGUGAAGAAGAAAAUCGAUGUGGACGUCCGGUAUAAAGCCGUUGAGAGUAGCUCCUUGAGAGAGGAUCACUUUAGGGAGUACUGCAAGAUGAUUAAGGACGAGAGGAAGAAGGAUGGAAAGGAGAAAGAACGCGAACGCGGCAGCCGAAAGGACAAGAAGGACAAAGAUCGUGAUAAGGAGAAGGAGAAAGAGAAGGAAAAGGACAAGGAUUCAAAGAAAGAGAAGAAGAAAGAUAAGGGAGAGAAAUCCGACCCACCGACCGAAGACGAAAAGAAACAGCCCACGCCACCUCCCGACCAAUGGGCGGAAAUACUCGGCAUCCCCGGUGAGGAUGACUCCAAAUCUGACCCGUCCUCCAAGUCAUACAAAGCUUCGGAGAACAGUGAAACCUCCUCCGACAACGUCUCGCCGAAAGUGCUCAGGUCCUCGAAAAAGACUCCGGACACCCAACAAAAGUCCCCCACGAAAAUACUUUCGCCCCCGAAAAAGAGACGACCGGACUUGAAGUCGCCGGAACCGGAGAAGGGGAAGAAGAAAGAGAAGACUGAUAAGAGGAAACGGAAGUCGGAGAAAGAAUAGUGUUUGCUCAAUGUGUUCAAACGCUCGUUGGAGAAGCGCUGACGCGAUGGACGUUUCAACUCACGAACGCAAAAGUGCGAAUGAGUGAAGUGAUUUUAUAUUGUGAAAUUUCUCUUUGCCAAGUUGUGUGAAGGUUUUAAAAAGAAUUGUCUCUAUAUAUAUAUAUAUAACUCUGCAUGCCAUUGAAAUGCCUGGUUUGUGAAAAUUGGCAAUAAAACGUUUCCGUACGGGAACAUAAUUCUUUUGGUCCUUCGGAUUCUGUCCCCAUAAAACUUGAAUAAUUUUAUCUGAAAUGUUAUGUUUGCCUGGUGCUUACAGUUAUUUACCCUUAUGUUGUAUGCUUUUUAUUUACGAUAUGGUCGCAAUAUUAUUUAAAAAGAUCGCAUUGAAAUACUUGAUUCGUAGAACACUUGGAAAAUACUGUACUUGGCCUAAAGUCGCAAUAAUAAUGAUAGUUUUCAAGGAUCAAAAUCCUUUGAUCACUUUGAUUGACAGUUUAAAGGAAUGACAGUUUACAGUGACAGUGACAGUUAAUUGGACAAUACAUGUGUACAAUUGUAAAUAUAACAUAUUAGCGUUCGACCAAAAUGUCUUUUUGUAUAUAAAUAUAGAUUAUAAGUACUCUUAUGUAGAAGUUAUAUUAAGAUCGGUAAA
Pieris rapae (cabbage white) is the source of this 3923-nucleotide messenger RNA. RefSeq names its product transcription elongation regulator 1. The record is from RefSeq and is a predicted model, not a curated record. The coding region runs from base 144 to 3269 and encodes 1041 amino acids. NCBI's taxonomy places the organism in Eukaryota, Metazoa, Arthropoda, Insecta, Lepidoptera, Pieridae. Gene Ontology annotation, molecular function: transcription coregulator activity; RNA polymerase binding. Gene Ontology annotation, cellular component: nucleus. The transcript is spliced from 18 exons.